Phycomyces blakesleeanus NRRL 1555(-) is the source of this 636-nucleotide messenger RNA. RefSeq lists its product as hypothetical. Lineage: Eukaryota; Fungi; Mucoromycota; Mucoromycetes; Mucorales; Phycomycetaceae. The coding region runs from base 1 to 636 and encodes 211 amino acids. The record is from RefSeq and is a predicted model, not a curated record. The transcript has 4 exons.
AUGCCUACCAACAAUACAACUCAAGACACCCAAAAGAGUGGUUGGGAAGAGUCGUGCUUGAAAUUGUGCAAGCAAACAAAAGAGGACAGUGACCAUGGUCAAGCUCCGGAUUGUGUAAUGAUAUGCCUGAGAAAAAAGGGUGUUGAAGAAACAAAAAAUGAAUCGAACGAGCCUAUUGACGAGAAUGUAUAUGCCGUCAACUUGUCUCGUUUCACUAAUAUGCUCAAAGGCUAUUCUGUAAGAGUGGCCCGUGGAAGAGAAGAGUGUACUGAGACAAAAGAGCAAACUAGUUCACACACCAGCAAAUCGAAUAAGCGAGGAUCAACUAUUUAUGAAUUGGACCUUGACGAGAAAUUAUCAACAGCAAGUAAAACAGCUGAACGACUUGUAAAAGAAACCGUGGAUCCUGCUUACAAAAUGUCAGUUGAGACGUUACAGGCAUUAAAAGACAAUGGUCCUCCAGCUGUUGCGACAAUUUCAGCACAAAUCCUAGAAUCAUUAAAGGACGGUUCGCCAUCCUCUCUGUUGGAAAAACUUCCCAAAAAUUUUGAUGACAUUGGAAAGUCCAUUAAGGAUCAAUUUGGAUUUCCAUUCGAUACAAAUAAUGACAAGGACAAUGAUAAAAAGUCAAAAUAA